Messenger RNA from Durio zibethinus, 1253 nucleotides. RefSeq lists its product as uncharacterized. NCBI's taxonomy places the organism in Eukaryota, Viridiplantae, Streptophyta, Magnoliopsida, Malvales, Malvaceae. The record is from RefSeq and is a predicted model, not a curated record.
UUUGUAAUUUAGUUCGAGAGAAGAGGGCAGAACUUAAGAAAUAAUUCAAGGUCAAUUAUAUAUUUAUUAAAUAUAUCCAACAACCCAUUAUCAAGCCACAAGCUUUCCCUCUCCAUCAUUCAUUUUCUUCUGCACCCCAAAAAAAAAAAAAAAAGGAAAAAAAAACAGAACCUUCUUGAUCAUGGAUAGAGAGCAGGAAGAGCUUCAAUUUCUUGGUUUCUUUGGCAUAUUGAAAGAAUCCUUGAAGAUUAUAUUUUCAUGGAGAAAAAUCUUCAGCCAAAUAACUUUAGCCCUUAUUCUCCCUCUCUCUUUCAUUUUCCUAGCUCACAUCCAAAUCUCUCAGCUCCUUUUUAUGAACAUCCUGAAUGACCAAGACACCCUGAAUUAUACCAAAGCUGGAACUCCUGGAUAUGCUAAGCUGUCUGAUAUAAUAUCAUCCGAAUGGACUGUUUUUUGGCUUUUCAAAGCUGCAUAUUUCACUUUCCUUCUCAUCUUUUCACUUCUCUCAACUUCUGCUGUUGUUUAUACAAUUGCAUGCAUUUACACAGCAAAGGAAAUCUCCUUCAAGAAGGUCAUCAGUGUGGUACCCAAGGUUUGGAAACGACUUAUUGUCACUUUUCUAUGGAGUUUCGCCAUCGUUUUGGUUUACAACAUUAUUGCUGGUGUCUUGUUCUUCUUGUCGGUUGCUUUUCUGGGACUCGGCAGCCUUGAGGUUGCGAUUCUUGUUGUUCUCUUCAUCUUAUACUUAGCAGGAUUCGUUUACAUCUCCUUGGUUUGGCAUUUGGCGAGCGUUGUUUCAGUGUUGGAAGAUGUUUAUGGGAUCAAAGCCCUGAAGAAAAGUAAGGCGUUGAUAAACGGAAAGAUGGGAGUUGCGGUGGCCGUGUUUCUUGUUCUUAUUCUAUGUUUUGUUGGGAUUCAGUUGGUGUUCGAGAGUGGUGUGGUUCUUGCCUGGUCGUUAAGUACUGAAAUCAGAAUUGGAAUUGGAAUCCUUUGCUUUUUGCUGCUGUUCAAGGUUAUUCUGUUCGGGCUUGUUGCUCAAACAGUGAUCUAUUUUGUCUGCAAGUCCUAUCACCAUGAAAAUAUCGAUAAGUCUUCUUUAGCCGAUCAUCUCGAGGUUUAUCUUGGGGAGUAUGUUCCUCUCAAAGCUAAGAAUAUUCAACUGGAGCAGUUUCAUGUGUAAUUGAACUUCUUUUUUUUUGUUAAAUAAAGGAUUACCUUGUAAUUUGGUGCUUAGAUUACAUAUCUUUUACAAU